UUUUUUUUUUGUAUUUUCGCGAGAUGUCGAAUAGAGAUAAAGUACAGCCCGGGAUAUCAGAGCCGGAAAAUAAAAAUGUGUUCCUCGACCUGUUAUCGCGUGUUACACAAAGGGUGCCCUACCGGUUCCCGGGCCAGUGGGGGUAUCAGAGUUACGAGCCCCGAAUCUACAGGACACUGGCUAAAAUCAUGAGACAGGCGACCGCGUUGGAGUUUAAGGCGUUGCUGACAGAUUACGUCGAUUUCGUCCGAACCGAGGACCUUCAGCUUGACGAACACUUCGCCCUGGAGUUCGCGGAAAUCUGCAUCAACACCAUUCUCUACUGGGUGUUUGCGCGGAGAGGAAACCCUGAUCUGGUGAAGACGCUACUGGAUAAGACGACAGGUUAUCCCGAUGAACAAACUGAUAACCUUGCACUCCUUUGGAGACCUUUCACCCCAGUUUACAGCCCCAGCCCCCUGAGUGGGGUCACACCCCUAAACUAUAUCGCCCAGACGAGGCAGCACCGCGUUCUGAAGGUCCUGAUGCAGUACGGGCUGCUGGAGAAGGAGAGAUGCCCCGCGUUUUUCGUGUUCACCAUCAUGUUCUACCCGCCCCGACUACAAGUUCUCGACGAGCUGGACCUCGCCAACAUCAUGGACGGCGCCCGCAGGUGCAUUGUUUUGUGCACCAGGGUGCUCACACACAUCUCCGUCUCGGCCAUUGAGGCCCAGGUCAGCUUGGGGCGCAUGCCUCUCGUUCCUGACUGGAGAGACUGUAUACCAGUGACCCGCUACAGAGACCCCUGCGAGCUCUCCCACCUGUGUCGGGUGACCCUUCGGGCAUGGCUGCUGAUGAUCGGCAGCAGGAACCUGCCUGCCUCCAUCAACGCCCUGCCUCUCCCUGCCGCCCUGCAGAACUUCCUGAACUUAGAAUCCUGAAGGCAGGGCCAGGGCAGCAAACACGCAGACAAUCUGGGCCCCCCUCCUGAGAACCCUACAGGACAACAAAAAGUAAAGCAACCCCUAUACUGUACUAAACUG
Lepisosteus oculatus (spotted gar) is the source of this 1022-nucleotide messenger RNA. Its product is annotated as ankyrin repeat and SOCS box protein 17. NCBI's taxonomy places the organism in Eukaryota, Metazoa, Chordata, Actinopteri, Semionotiformes, Lepisosteidae. The record is from RefSeq and is a predicted model, not a curated record. Gene Ontology annotation, biological process: intracellular signal transduction.